Molecule: messenger RNA, 6634 nt
Organism: Mesoplodon densirostris (Blainville's beaked whale)
Lineage: Eukaryota; Metazoa; Chordata; Mammalia; Artiodactyla; Ziphiidae
Product: zinc finger protein 347-like
Exons: 4
Coding region: 220-2322 (700 amino acids)
Biological process (GO): regulation of DNA-templated transcription
Cellular component (GO): nucleus
Source: RefSeq, a predicted model, not a curated record
ACGCGGAGCGAAGGUCACAGGCGGAGCGUAAGUUCGUUCUUUCUAGUGUAAAUUUGCGCUUCACAACCCCCACCCCAACCUAUCCUCUGCGUGUGGGAGUCACUACGGACCUUAAAAUCACCGCACCUGCCCCUCGGCCCCAAGUCAACCUCUAAAGACUCACGUUGUCUGAGGAAGAAACUCAGAAGAGGAGGGAGAGGAAAGAAGGAGGAGUCAGAAAUGGCCGUGAGUCAGGGACAGUUGACCUUUGAGGAUGUGGCCAUCACGUUCUCUCAGGAGGAGUGGGAAUGCCUGGACCCUGCUCAGAGGGCCUUGUACAGGGACGUGAUGGUGGAGACCUGCAGGAACCUGAUCUCCCUGGCUGUCUCUCAUAUACAUAUGAUCAAGAAAUUAAAACCAAAAGCGAACAGUGACACAGGAGAAGUAUUCCGAACAGUGAUGUUGGGAAGACACGAAAGCCAUGAAAUCAGAGAUUUUUACUUCAGGAAGAUCCAGGAAAACAUGCAUGUGUUUGAGUGUCAGUGGAGAGAUGAUGAAAGAAAUUACGAAGGAAUGCCUAUAACCCAUAGUGCAGAUCUCACUGACAGAAAAAAUCAACAUGGUGGAAGGGAUACUGGGAACAAACUUAUUGAAAAUAAGCUUCCGUUAAGCUUUCGGGAUGAACCGCAUAUAUUUAAAAGUGAAGAGAAAUUUGAUGAAUUUAAUCAGGCUGACAAGAGUAUCAACAGUAGUGCCUCAUUUUUACCACGUCAAUCAAUUUCUCCUAUUGUCCAAACCAACAUUUCUAAUACAUAUAAGAAUGACUUUAUGCAUCCUUCAGUACUGACACAAGACCAGAAAGCAUACAAGGAAAAACCUUACAAAUGUAAUGAGUGUGGCAAAACCUUUCCUUAUGGCUCAAACCUCAGUAGACAUCAGUUAAUCCAUACAGGAGAGAAACCAUAUAAUUGUGAUGUAUGUGGUAAGGUGUUUAGUCGAAAUUCAUACCUUGCGUGUCAUCAGAGAAUUCAUACUGGAGAGAAACCUUACAAAUGUAAAGAGUGUGGCAAAGCCUUUAAUCAGCGCUCAAACCUCAGUCGACAUCAGGUCAUCCAUACAAGAGAGAAGGCAUAUGAAUGUGAUGUGUGUGGCAAGGUCUUCAGUCGAAAAUCAAUCCUUGGAAGUCAUCAGACGGUGCAUUUUGGAGAGAAAUCUUACACAUGUAAUGAGUGUGGCAAAGCCUUCAGGAAGCAUUCAAGCCUUACUCAGCAUAAGAGGAUCCAUACUGGAGAGAAGCCUUACCUGUGUGUUGAGUGUGGAAAGGCCUUUAGGAAGCAUUCAAAUCUUACACAACAUAAGAUAAUCCAUACUGGAGAGAAACCUUACAGAUGUAAUGAGUGUGGCAAAGCCUUCAGUGUGCACUCAGCCCUAAGGAACCAUCGGAUAAUCCACACAGGAGAGAAACCAUACAAAUGUGAUGUGUGUGGCAAGGUCUUUAGUCGAAAUUCAGUCCUUGCAAGUCAUCAGAGGCUGCACACUGGGGAGAAACCUUACAAGUGUAAUGAGUGUGGGAAGUCAUUUAUUCAACGUUCACUCCUUUGGAUUCAUGAGAAAAUUCAUACUGGUGAGAAACCUUACAAAUGUGAUGAGUGCGGCAAAGCCUUUCCCGUGCGGUCAAUCCUUACCCAACACAUGAGAGUCCAUACUGGAGAGAAACCUUAUAUAUGUGUUGAAUGUGGCAAAGCCUUUACAAAACAUUCAAAUCUUACUCAACAUAAGACAAUCCAUACUGGAGAGAAACCGUACAAAUGUGAUGAGUGUGGCAGAGCUUUUACCCAAAUUUCAAGUCUUAGUAGGCAUCAGAGAAGGCAUACUGGAAAGAAACCAAAUAAAUGUAGUGUGUGUGUCAAGGCUUUGAUGCAGCAUUCACAGCUUUGGGGUCAUGAGAGAACUCACACUGGAGAACUCAAAUGCAAUUUAUGUGGCAAGGCUUUUAUCCAUCACUCAAGCCUUGCGGCACAUCAGAGGAUUCAUAGAGGAGAAAGACCUUAUAAAUGUAAUAAAUGCGAUAAGGCUUUUAUCCAGAAUUCACAACUUUGGCGUCACAAGAAAACUCAUAUUGGAGAGAAAUCUCAUAAAUGUAAUGAGUGUGGCAAAGCCUUUACAGAUAGUUCACAUCUUAAUCGACAUAAGAUAAUUCAUACUGGUGAGAAACCUUACAAAUGUCAGGAGUGUGGCAGAGCUUUUACCCAAUUUACAAACCUUGCUAGGCAUCAGAAAAUACAUACGGAAAAGAAACAUUAUAAAGCUGAUACAUGUGGCGGUGCUUUUAUUAAAAGCUGAAGCUUUGGGGAUCAUUGGAGAAUUCAUAGUAGAAAGAAUAUAAUACAAAUAUAAGGAUUGAGAUAAAACUUAUGCAGGUGGUCAAGCCUUAAGAUCAGAGACUCCAUCAAGGAGAGAAAUCAUAUAAAACUUAAGUAUGUGGCAAAGCUUGCAACGAGGCUUGUGGAGCAUAACAGAAUUCUUACUAGAGAGAAACCUUCCAAAUGUAAUGACAGUGAUCAGCUUUGUCAGAAAUGUGUACCUUUGUGGUCAUGAAUGAACUCACAUAAGAUAGAAACUGUACAAGUGUGUCAAGACCUUUAAGCAGUGACCUCAGGAUACACCACAAAGAAUUCAUACCGGAAAGAAACAUUACAAAUGUAACAAAGGUGAUAAAGUGUUCAACCAAUGCUGUCAAUCGACUUACACAUAAGAAAAUUUAUACUCGGGGAACUAAAUCUGCCAGUGGAGAAAGGACGUCUGUGGGAAAGUUUAAUUAUCUUCAGUUUGUGAAAUUUUUUAAUUCAGUUAUUUGAGGUUUCUUGAAAAAGCUACAUUAUUGUUGAUGAUCUGCAACCUGAAGUUAGAAACCUGUUGAUGUCAUAGUUUCAUUACAUGCUUUUCAUUUGUCACCAUGAUGGUUUCAGGGAAGGGAUCAGUAAGAUGAAAGGACCUACUUCUUGGGAAUUCCCUGGCGGUCCAGUGGUUAGGACUCCGCACUCUCACUGCCAAGGACCCAGGUUCAGUCCCUGGUCAGGGAACUAAGAUCCCACCAGCUGCGCUGCAUGGCCAAAAAAAUUAAAAAGGACCUACUUCUUUAGGUGGGGUUUAUUCAUAUCCGUGUAACCUAGAAAAACUAGGACACAAUUUUAAGAUACAAUAUGAUAUAAAUUUGAGAGCCUGGGGAGUGACAGAACAGGUGAACACUAAUAAUACAUUAUUUGGCUGGCUGGGUUGAAUGGCAUCUAUAACAGUCUCUUUCCAUGUUAGACUCAAACAACUUACAGUUUUGAAAAUGUAUAUUCAUAAUUUGCAUUUAGCUAUUCACUCCAUGGUGUAUCCUAGAUUAUUUCUGUGGCUAUAAUAAAAAUACAGUGAAAUUUCAGAUUCUCACACCCUAAUACCUGCCUCCCCAUUCAUGGAUAUACACGAUAUGAUUAUAGUUUUGCCUGCCUUUUUGUGUGUGGAGGCCAAAAUUAGACCCGUGGAUUGCACCUUUACAUGAAGUGAAAAUAGAAAUAUAGUAAGGAUACGAAAAAUAUAAGAAAAUAGAAGAAAUUUCAGAAGUAAAGACAAAUAUAACAGCCUAUUUUUUGUAAUUGGAGCACUCAGGGAAAUAAUUUGAAAGGAUCGGUGUUCAUGAGUUUCCUUUUAAGAAUGAACAUACACAAUGCGAAUUUUUUGGAUAGCUCAUAUAUUCACCCUGUAACACAUGUUUUGUUAGCUUGAACUUGUGCUGACUCUGCUGGAAGAGGACAGCCCCACUCAGGUUUUGGAUGUCCGGACUAAUGGUUCCAUACACAGAGUGUUUGCAUGUGAAUGUUUGUUACUUAACGAGCCUUUCUGGGGAGAGCAGGGUAGACUUCUCAAGUUGUUCCAAAAAUGGCUACAGAGAGCAGAGAAUGGUGACUGGCUUGUGUUAGGGUGGAUACAGGACCAGGCUGGAGUGCUGGUGCUUUCUUGUGGUGUGAACCUACAACUGCUGCCAAGGGAGGGAGCAUUCAGGCUUUAUCAUCAGCCUGCCCUGCCCAGUUGGGCAGAAUCAGAAGAGGUUUUAGUGAGGCUUAAAGGUGGUGGUAGUCAGACAUCGACAACGGAAACAGACUCUUUCGUAUAAAACUGAAUGUUUACACUUGAAACUCCUGAAUUCUUGGUUGGGAAGAGACCACAGUUUUCAUCCUGUGAUAACAUACUUGCUCCAUUCCUUCUCCUGAUGCACACGGAGGUCCCAUUGCACAAUAUGAUGAUUGAAAAUGGUUGUGAAAUCCUAUUUACAUAAAUUGCCUAAGAUAUUUUCAUACUUGUUUCAUGAAAAUAUGUGGAAGUGUGUAUGAGACAGUACAUAAUGAUUCAAUAAUUUUUCAUAAUAGCCAUUUUUGAAAGGCUAUAAAAAUCUAUUUGAAGUUACAGUAAUAAGCAAUAUGUUGCAUAGUUUCUAAACUGUAGAAACAUUCCAUUUUGUUAGUCACAUUUAUCGUCUUUUUAAAAUACUGUUUAGCCCAAUUUGUGUACUUAAUUUGUAUUUCCUUUUUUAUGGAUUCAGUGAAAAAUCUGGAGGAUGCAUAAAUCAAGUUAUUUUCAGUUUUGUGUGGUAUGAAAAUGUACAUGGAGCAAUGACAGGUACAAAGCAUGUGUUAUAUAAACACAAAGAGGCCUCUCACGUUUUUUUAAUUUAGGUUGAGAGAAUUGAAAUGAUGCGAGAUAAUGAACUAAAGUCUCAGAAUGUGGAAGCAGGAGGCUUGUCGCUAAUGUGCAGGUGCGUCACUGGAAUUUCUGGAAACUCGAUAUGUUAAUUUUAUCUUACAGUGUAUCUCUUCAGUUCCUCCCCAUCUUGCCCUUAUUCCUGUCAUCGUCUUUUCCUUCCAUUAGUACAAUGGAAACUGGAACUCAUAUCCCCAACACCUUGUAGGCCAUGGUUAGUAUAAUAGAGCAGAUCUCUUUCCUGAGCUUGAUAUGGAGAUACUAGAUUUUGUUUUGUUGAGGUAUAAUUUGCGUAUGAUAAAAUUCACACUUUUUAAGUGCACGGUAUGGUAGGACUCGUAUGUUUACAAUGUCCAACCACAGUAUUUUCAUCAUUCAUCACUCCCCUGUAAAAAACAAAAACCUGCACACUUUAGCAGUUAUUCCAUAUUCCAUCUCCAGCCACAAGGAAACAUUAAGUUACCUUCUGUCUGCAUGAAUGUGGCUCUUUGGGGCAUAUCAUAUAAAUUAAGUCAUAUAACGUGGCCUUAUUUCUCUCUUCUUUCAGUUAGUUUACUGUCUACAAGGGUCAUCCAUAUUGUAACAUUUAUUAGUGCCUCAUAACUUUUUAUUGCUGAGUAAGUAAUAUCCACAGUUUGAUUAUCCAGUUGUCACUCAUUGGAGGGGUUCUUUACACAUUUUGGCUGUUAAGAAAAAUGCUUCUAUGGACAUCUUUACAAGGAGUCUUUGUGGGUAUGUGUUUUCCCUUCUCUCAGGUAUAUUUGUAUAAGAGGAAGUUCUGAUUGUGAUAUUGUGAUUUAUGACAUAUAGAUUUGGUCAUUCAGAUGAGUAAUGCAUUACUUCCACUCACACUCUAUUUGGCGAAACUGUUCUCAAGGUCUUGCCUAGUUGCACAGUGGCUGAGAAAUUAGGGGAACGCAUAGCUCUUGAUGUGGAGCAGUUAAGAGUGAAGAAAGUCAUUAUGUUGGUGUAAUUACCAUGCAACUAUAUGUGGAAAUUAAAAUGAAUAAAAGUUAAAAAUAUAAUUGAGAAGUAUAAGGUAAGAAUUAUUUCAUGUCUUUCAGAACAAACAUAACUUUAAAAUAACAUUUUAAGUUCAUCCUCAAUUGAGUAUGUUUGCCAUUUCCAGGGAAAUCCUGUUGACAUCUCUGCUGCUUCAUGGGAAAUAUUUAUUGUAGAUUUCCCAAUUCUGAACAUCACUGAGUUACGAUAUAACAGUUAUAUUUCCAUUAAGUUAUAGUCCAAUAUGAAAAUACAUUUAGAGAUGACAUUAAACUACUUCCCAAGUACAAGCCUUUCGUAUGUCUCUCACUGUCAGGGAGGAUGGCAUGAAUGAAUAACAUCUCAAAAUGGAUUUUUUAAUUUCUUACCCUGAUACUAGAAUCAGAAUAUCUGUAUUAAAACUUGAAGAAUUAUUAUUUUUUUAAUUUAUUUUAUUUUUUAAUUCAUUGUGGGCUGCGUUGGGUCUUCGUUGUUGCGCGUGGGCUUUCUCUAGUGCAGAGCGGGGUCUACUCUUUGUUGCGGUUCGCGGGCUUCUCAUUGCAGUGGCUUCUCGUUGCGGAGCACAGGCUCUAGGCGCUCGGGCUUCAGUAGUUGUGGCACACGGGCUCACUAGUUGUGGUUCACAGGCUCUAGAGCGCAGACUCAGUAGUUGUGGUGCACGGGCUUAGUUGCUUCGUGGCAUGUGGGAUCUUCCCGGACCAGGGCUCAAACCUGUGUCCCCUGCAUUGGCAAGCAGGUUCUUAACCACUGCGCCACCAGGGAAGUCCCUGAAGAAUUAUUUUAGUUUGUUUAGGUUGAGAUGAAGCUGAAAGGAAAUAAAUCUUCCAAUUUUAAAAUAAAAAAUAAACUUUCCAGGUACUUUCAGAAUGAAUGUAUAAUAAAUUUGAAAUUACAUUAUAUUUACAUAUUA